Argiope bruennichi is the source of this 1788-nucleotide messenger RNA. RefSeq names its product phosphatidylserine synthase 2-like. NCBI's taxonomy places the organism in Eukaryota, Metazoa, Arthropoda, Arachnida, Araneae, Araneidae. The coding region runs from base 298 to 1683 and encodes 461 amino acids. The record is from RefSeq and is a predicted model, not a curated record. The transcript is spliced from 11 exons. Gene Ontology annotation, molecular function: L-serine-phosphatidylethanolamine phosphatidyltransferase activity. Gene Ontology annotation, biological process: phosphatidylserine biosynthetic process.
AGCAUGCGCAGUUUCUCAAUCAAAACAAUGCCGGUUUACACGCUUGUAAAACCGUAUUAAGAAGAAAAAAUGUAAACAAUAUCUGUCAAGACUCUUGUAAUAUAAGCCGUGGUGUGUGUCUAUAAAAAAAGUGCUGAGAAAAUGGAAAUGUUGGUCUCUUAUACAGUUAAAAAUGCUUAAAACUGUUUAUUUCUUCUCUUUAUGGCGAGAAAGAAUUGCAUAAUAUUAAGUUUCUUCUAUUCUCGGCGAAAGCUCAGCUCUGAACGAUAAAAGAGGUCCAAUGUUAUAUCUUCAGGCAUGGUACUUGAAAAAGAAAUCAACACGAAUGGGAAACAUUCUGGAUUUUGUAAUUUGCAGCGAGUCACGUCUGUUCACGAUUGGGAAAGUUAUAAAGUUAAAGAUGUAUUUGAUGAUGGAACAAUGACCUUUUUCUGGCGAGCACAUACAUUAACUGUUCUUUUUUUGCUUACGUGUGCUCUUGUUUAUGUUGCUUUCUUUGAGGAAGUAUCAACUGAUUUAGAAUAUAAUGUGAAAAGGGGAAUUCUUGCAUGCAUAUUAGUUUUCCUACUUUUGGGAGUCACUCAAAUUCCUGAUGGACCAUUUACAAGGCCUCAUCCAGCCUUAUGGAGAUUUGUUUUCUGCACCAGCAUUGUUUAUGAGCUUGCUUUGAUAUUUAUUCUCUUUCAAACUGCUGAUGAUGCAAGACAAUUACUGAAACAUAUUGAUAAGAAUUUGGGAAAGCCGUUAUCUGAGAAGAAAUAUGGAGGAAAUUGUCUCUUGUAUGACUCUUCACAUCCUAGUGAUCCUUUUCAUAACAUCUGGGACAAAAUGGACAUUUUUGUUCCAACACAUUUCUUUGGUUGGUGGAUAAAAACUUUAAUGCUACGUGAUUGGUGGAUUUGUACAGUUAUGAGCAUUAUGUUCGAGAUCCUUGAAUAUACACUUGAACAUCAGUUGCCAAACUUUAGUGAAUGUUGGUGGGAUCAUUGGCUAAUGGAUGCACUUAUAUGCAAUGGUCUUGGAAUCUAUUUAGGAAUGAUUACAUUAAAAUAUCUUUCCAUGAAGCCAUAUCAUUGGCGAGGUCUGUGGAAGAUUCCUACUUAUACAGGGAAAUUACAAAGAAUUGCCGCUCAGUUUGGUCCAUAUUCUUGGAUUCAGUUUGAUUGGCAACCAACGUCAUCAUUAACAAGAUGGCUGGGUGUGCUUGGAUUAAUAUUUAUGUCCUCACUUCUGGAAUUAAAUACAUUUUAUUUGAAAUUUGUGCUUUGGUUAGAGCCACCACACGUAUUGAAUAUAUUACGUCUAGUCCUUAUGGUUUUUUCUGGGGCUGUUUCUGUACGAGAAUAUUUUCAAUUGUUGGAUGAUCCAGAUUGCAAGACAUUUGGGAGACAAUCAUGGGUUAUGGUAGCUAUUGUUGUUACAGAAUUUCUAGUCAUUGCAAAAUUUGAUUAUGAUACUAUAACAAAGCCUCUUCCUACUCAUAUUAUUUAUUUUUGGAUAAUUGCAUUAUGUUCCUUAUUUCUCUGGACAGUGUGGAAGUUUUUUUGUAAAAAAGUGGAAGGUAAUCAAGAUCUGAAUGAUAGUCAAUCUCCAUUGGAAGAAGAAGUUAUUAAUCAGGAUGACUCUUCCAAAGAAAAUGGUACAAAUGAAUUUCACCAUAGUGCUUUAAAAAAAACCAUGUAAUUGUUAGUUGUUAAGACUAGUUGCUUUUUAUUUUAUUUGAUGUGCAAACUUAUUAUUUAACAAUUGAGUUUUCAUUUUUAAUUUAUUUUGUAAGUUAUUUGUCUG